AGCAAAAGGUGUGCCCUUUUCAGCCAAUUCAUAGGCGAGUGUGAAACCUUAAAUAUCCUAUUGGAGGCUUGAUUCCGACGUUCUGGACUGUGAGAUAGUGCUGUCACGAUCCUGGGCAUAUGUGAAGCUCCUGUGAAGCAAACACUGAGGAAAGAGCCAUGGAGUCUGCGUGGAUAUGCGAUCUGAGACAAAGGCAAGUCCUGGCUUUCUUUGUUUUGCUGAGUGUGUCUGGGGCUGGGGCAGAACUGGGUCCCUAUUCCAUAGAGGAAGAAACAGAGAGGGGCUCUUUUGUGGCAAAUCUUGGGAAAGAUCUGGGGGUGGAGCUGGCAGAAAUAUCCAGCCGCAGGGCUCGGAUCAUUUCCCAGGAAAACAAAGAGCAUUUGCAGCUCAACGUUCAAUCUGGAGAUUUGCUCAUAAACGAGAAACUGGACAGAGAGGAGCUAUGUGGACCCAUUGAGCCUUGUGUUCUACACUUCCAAGUGUUAAUGGAAAACCCUUUAGAGGUAUUUCAGGCUGAACUGAGAGUGAUGGACAUAAAUGACUGUUCUCCAGUGUUCAGUGAAAGAGAAAUGAUACUGAGAAUACCAGAAAACAGUGCUUUGGGAAAUACAUUCCCUUUAAAUAAUGCUCUGGACUCAGACGUAGAACUCAACAAUAUCCAGACCUACAGGCUCAGCUCAAACUCUCACUUCCUGGUUGUAACUCGCAACCGCAGUGAUGGCAGGAAGUACCCAGAGCUGGUGCUGGAGAAAGAACUGGAUCGAGAGGAGGAACCUGAGCUGAGGUUAACUCUGACAGCUUUGGAUGGUGGCUCUCCUCCCCGGUCUGGGACGGCACAGGUUCUCAUUGAAGUAGUGGACAUCAACGAUAAUGCACCCGAGUUUCAGCAGCCAGCAUACCGAGUGCAAAUUCCCGAGAACAGUCCCACUGGCUCUCUGGUACUCACAGUCUCAGCCAAUGACUUAGACAGUGGAGAUAAUGGAAAAGUAUUGUAUGCACUCUCUCAGCCUUCAGAAGAUAUUAGCAAAACGUUAGAAGUAAACCCUGUAACCGGGGAGAUUCGCCUACGAAAAGAGGUGGAUUUUGAAACUAUUCCCUCUUAUGAAGUGGAUAUCAAGGCCACGGAUGGGGGAGGUCUCUCAGGAAAAUGCACACUGUUACUGCAGGUGGUGGAUGUGAAUGACAAUGCCCCAGAAGUGAUGCUAUCUGCACUUACCAGCCCAGUCCCAGAAAACUCCCCGGAUGAGGUGGUUGCAGUUUUCAGUGUUAGAGACCCUGACUCAGCUAACAAUGGAAAAGUGAUUGCCUCCAUCCAGGAAGACCUUCCCUUUCUUCUAAAAUCAUCAGGAAAAAACUUUUACACUUUAGUGACCAAGAGAGCACUUGACAGGGAAGAAAGAGAGCAAUUCAACAUCACCAUCACAGUCACAGACCUGGGCACACCCAGACUCACAACCCAGCACACCAUAACAGUGCAGGUGUCCGACAUCAAUGACAACGCCCCUGCCUUCACCCAAACCUCAUACACCAUGUUCGUCCGCGAGAACAACAGCCCAGCCCUGCACAUAGGCACCAUCAGUGCCACAGACUCAGACUCAGGCUCCAAUGCCCACAUCACCUACUCGCUGCUGCCGCCUCACGACCCGCAGCUGGCCCUUGACUCGCUGGUCUCCAUUAACGCUGACAACGGGCAGCUGUUCGCGCUUAGGGCACUGGACUACGAGACCCUGCAGGCUUUCGAGUUCCAUGUGGGCGCUACAGACAAAGGCUCGCCCGCGCUCAGCAGCCAGACUCUGGUGCGUGUGGUGGUGCUGGAUGACAAUGACAAUGCGCCCUUCGUGCUCUACCCGCUGCAGAACGCUUCUGCGCCCUGCACUGAGCUGCUGCCCAGGGCAGCGGAGCCCGGAUACCUAGUCACCAAGGUGGUGGCUGUGGACCGUGACUCUGGACAGAAUGCCUGGCUGUCAUUCCAGCUGCUCAAGGCCACGGAGCCCGGGCUGUUCAGUGUGUGGGCGCACAAUGGCGAGGUCCGCACCACUAGGCUGCUGAGCGAGCGCGAUGUGCUCAAGCACAGGCUGCUGCUGCUGGUCAAGGACAAUGGUGAUCCUCCGCGCUCUGCCAGUGUCACACUGCAUGUGCUAGUGGUGGAUGGCUUCUCUCAGCCCUACCUGCCUCUGCCAGAGGUGGCGCGCGACCCUACGCACGAUGAGGAUGCGUUAACACUCUACCUGGUCAUUGCCUUGGCAUCUGUGUCUUCUCUCUUCCUCCUGUCUGUGCUGCUGUUCAUCGGGGUGAGGCUGUGCAGGAGGGCCAGAGCAGCCUCUCUGAGUGGCUAUUCUGUGUCUGAAGGCCACUUUCCUGGCCACGUGGUAGAUGUCAGAGGUAUGGGAACCCUGUCCCAGAGCUACCAGUAUGAUGUAUGUCUUAUGGGCGAUUCUUCUGGGACCAGCGAGUUUAACUUCUUAAAGCCAAUUCUCCCUAGCUCUCUGCACCAGAGCUCUGGGAAAGAAAUGGAGGGAAAUUCCACGCUCCAGAAUAGUUUUGGAUUUCAUCAUUAACAGAAAGUUACUUGACAGAUAAUUUACUUCCCAAUAUUGUUGAUUAGGUAAGCCUGUUCACCUGUGACUAGCAACAAUGUUAAUUUGUACUGUACCCAUCCUUUUUCAGGCCCAGGUCUAAUGCCACAAGUUUGGUUUUACUCAUAUUUGUCGUACGGAAUUUUUCAUAGGAUCUCAGAAAAUGGAAAGGUUUUAUCUGCCAUUAACGAGUCCACUAAAACGUUUCUACCACUUUGUUUUUCUUCCUCAUUUGCUCUCCAUGUUUUAUGUAAGUGUUCUGUUUCUAGACAUCUUGAAUUACUAAAAUGCCGUGCUGCAUGUUACAUACAUAUAUAAUAGUUGGUAUUUCUGUAUUUCAUUUCUAGACUGCCUGUCUUGGUGAUUAGCUACCUUCGGGUUUUAUUAUAGAUAAUAGUUUUCUGAGGCUCUUCUAGUAUUUUUUUAGUUUUGUCUUUCCUUGUUUAUAUAUCUUGAUUUAAAAAUCUAUUUCCGUCAUAAGUAAGACAAGUAUCUAGUCAACCUGAAAAUAAGAAUAGUAUUGUAAGCUACUGAGUUUCUGUAUAUGUGCCUAAAUUUGUGAGAAUCAAGGCAGUUUUGGCACUCUAAGGCAUCAAAUAGAAAUAUUUAAAUUUUUCUUUUAAGUCUACAUGAGAACCUAGAGAUAGGUGUUGAGUUUUCAAUGGCUUACAAUCCAGUUAUACUCUUUUGAAUAAACAAUGUAUAUUUAUCAUCAA
Arvicanthis niloticus (Nile rat) is the source of this 3292-nucleotide messenger RNA. Its product is annotated as protocadherin beta-16-like. The record is from RefSeq and is a predicted model, not a curated record. Gene Ontology annotation, molecular function: calcium ion binding. Gene Ontology annotation, cellular component: plasma membrane. NCBI's taxonomy places the organism in Eukaryota, Metazoa, Chordata, Mammalia, Rodentia, Muridae. Gene Ontology annotation, biological process: homophilic cell-cell adhesion.